Molecule: messenger RNA, 918 nt
Organism: Equus caballus (horse)
Lineage: Eukaryota; Metazoa; Chordata; Mammalia; Perissodactyla; Equidae
Source: RefSeq, a predicted model, not a curated record
AUGUUACCAGAGGAUUCAGAAACCACAGUGGAACUGGUGAUACAACCACCACUUGUGGCACCCUCAACACUGGCUCCACCAGCAGUAGGUGCUGAAUACAAGUCCCUUGGUCUCCAGGUCCCUGGUAGCUUCUCCCAUGAACCCAGCAUCCCUGGCAGCUGUGCAAACAGCAUCUCACGAAAAUUCAAUAGCAGAAGAGCAAGUGGUGAAUGGGCAGCAGAAUCUGAACCUUGUGGAGAGCUCAAGGAGAGCCUAGAGAAGAACAGGAGACCCAGUGUCUGUAGGUAUGUCACCUCUCUCGUUCUUGGUAUUGUGCUCACGGCCAUGGCCUAUGAUUGCUAUGUAGCCAUCUGUAACCCUCUUCACUAUACAUUAUUGCUGACAAACAGGGUGGUUCUCAUCAUCGCAUUGGUAAUCCUACUGAGGCCUUUGUCUUUUGUCAUACCGUUUGUUCUACUCAUCCUACGGUUACCAUUUUGUGGACACCAUAUUAUCUCUCACACAUUCCGUGAGAAUAUGGGUAUUGCCCAUUUAUCCUGUGCCAGCAUCAGGGUCAACAUCAUCUAUGGUUUAUGUACCAUUUCUAUCCUGAUGUUUGACAUCAUAGCCAUUGUCAUUUCUUAUGUCCAGAUCCUUCGUGCUGUCUUUCAGCUGCCUUCCCAUGAUGCCCGGCUCAAAGCACUCAGCAUCUGUGGCUCUUAUGUGUGUGUCAUAUUGGCUUUCUACACCCCUGCAUUUUUUUCAUUUGUGAUUCACUAGUUUGGCUAGAAUAUACCACACUACAUCCACAUCCUUCUGGCCAAUUUCUACUUGGUCAUUCCAUCUGUUCUUAACCCUGUAAUCUAUGGUGUCAGAACUAAACAGGUUAGAGAACAGGUGCUGAAAGUAUUUUCCAAGGAAAAAACAUGGCUUUGGUAA